Molecule: messenger RNA, 1280 nt
Organism: Prunus dulcis (almond)
Lineage: Eukaryota; Viridiplantae; Streptophyta; Magnoliopsida; Rosales; Rosaceae
Exons: 3
Coding region: 1-1236 (411 amino acids)
Molecular function (GO): protein binding
Source: RefSeq, a predicted model, not a curated record
AUGGUAGAUCAGGAGGAAGAUAGAUCUGUAUAUUUAUUGAUGUCUUAUUAUGAUAGCCGAUACACUGAUUCAAUCUAUCAAGUUACAUUCAAACAUGGAGGAGUCACCCAUGAACCCCCAGUAGUUGAACUUGACCAAGAGUUUUAUGACGGUUUUUACAUCCAGGGUGCCAGGAUUACCAACCGCUCCCAAUUAUACAUCCUUCUACAAAACGGUUAUAAUGACCCUUUAAAGCAGGUGCCAUCAGGAUAUAGUAUUGAAACGAAGAAGUGGUCAUAUCAUUCAUCUCUUCCUCCUAACAUAACAUCUAAACCACUAGCAACUCUUGUAUCUGCGUAUGACAAGCUCUACUAUAUUGCGUCUCCAGUGUGCUUACCACCAAUUAAGGAGCCCUCCUUUGAGAGAUAUGAUCCCGCCCAAAACCUUUGGGAGCGAAUGCCUUCUUUUCCAUUUUAUCAUGAUGAUGGGAUCCGUAUGGAAAUAAUUGGUUAUGCCGUUUGUUAUGGCGUUAUUUUGUUUUCAUUGUGGGACUCCGACCUAAAUCCGAAUGUUGUUGCUUUUCAUGAGAGUAUAAACCAAUGGAGUCAAGUGACUUUUGCUUCCUAUGCCCCAUUUCGAGGGAGGGCCGUGGUUGUAGGUGACACUAUCUAUGCCGUACAUGCGCUUAUGGUGGAGCAUAUUAUAGCAUUCUCCUUCAAGAUGGACAAAGGUGAACAUGGUUGCAUUACAUAUUCCCUAAGCCCACUGUUUACAUUGCGUGGAUUGGAAAUCGCGUGUCCGCCAGUGCCAUUUUGUGAGCUUAAGACAGGGUAUUUAGUUCAUUUGGGUAACCAUGACUUUUUUCAUGUCAUGACUGGUAGUCCCAAUAGCGAACCACGUCCUGAAGUUCAAUAUCUUUGUAUCACCACGUUUCAAAUUGUUGUUGGAGAAGGAGGAAGACCCAUGAUCAAGACCAUACAGUCAACUAUUCAUCCUGUGAAUAUCAAAGGCCGUGAUUGGUUCUUUCUUGAGUUCUGCUUCACGCCUGAGUGCGGGGAUCAUGAACCUAUAGAAGGGGACAUUAUGACUAGUAUGAAUCAGCCAAAACAAGAAGAAAUCACUCUGAAUGAACAUGAACCAACUAAGGAUGAGAAUGUCUUGACGUGGGAGGUGGCUCGUAGCGAGUUUCUUGCUCGCCGGUGUCAAAGAAAGAGGCCAAGAAAGAAGCCAAGCUGGAGUAACCGCCAUGUAGUAUGAGUAGGUGCCAGGCAGCAUGAAAAAACCAACAAGAAAAAGCCCAG